This is a messenger RNA of Neltuma alba, 2437 nucleotides long. RefSeq names its product protein FAR1-RELATED SEQUENCE 8-like. Bases 111 to 2234 code for a protein of 707 amino acids. Lineage: Eukaryota; Viridiplantae; Streptophyta; Magnoliopsida; Fabales; Fabaceae. Gene Ontology annotation, biological process: regulation of DNA-templated transcription. The record is from RefSeq and is a predicted model, not a curated record. The transcript is spliced from 2 exons. Gene Ontology annotation, molecular function: zinc ion binding.
UGAAACUCGGGGAGCUAUGGUCAAAACUCACCCUGGGGGAGGAGGUUAGGGCAAGGCCGAUUUCGCAAUCUUCGACCGACGGAACGCUCGGAUGAGCCUUUAGCCUGACCAUGACCGGCGAUACCUCGUAUUCUGCGGACAAGAGCUUGUCGCCGGGUCAAAACCUCGACAUCACGAUAGAGGAAGGAUCUCCAAACAGUGAGCAAUUGCUUGAUGUUGAGGAUGAGUGCAAUGACUUUGAAAAUGACUGUGAGCAACUAUUUGAGAUUGAUGGAGAUGAUCAUGAAAAUGGGAGAGAUGAAACGGAGAUUGUUGAUUUUCAUAAUGGGGAAUCUCAAGUAAAAGAAUGCCCUCCACCUGUAGUAGGGAUGGAGUUUGAAACAUAUGAUGAUGCCUAUAAUUAUUACAAUAGCUAUGCCAAGGAACUUGGGUUUGCUAUUAGGGUUAAAUCAUCAUGGACCAAACGUAACAGCAAAGAGAAACGUGGUGCUGUGCUCUGCUGCAAUUGUGAGGGUUUCAAAACAGUUAAGGAAGCAAACAGUCGUAGGAAAGAAACAAGAACAGGUUGUCUAGCAAUGAUUCGAUUGAGAUUAGUGGAAUCUAAUAGGUGGAGAGUGGAUGAAGUCAAGCUUGAGCAUAACCAUUCAUUUGAUCCUGAGAGAGCACAAAACUCUAAGUCACAUAAAAGGAUGGAAAGUGGGGCCAAAAGAAAGAUUGAGCCAACUUUAGACGUUGAAGUUAGGACAAUCAAGUUAUAUCGAACACCUGUCAUGGAUUCAUCAGGUUAUAGAUGCUCAAAUGCUAAUGAAGAAGGAACUAGUGACCACGCUAAUUUUUCCAGGCAUUUAAAACUUAGAAAAGGGGACGCAGAAGUUAUUGCAAACUACUUCUGCCACAAACAACUGAUGAAUCCUAAUUUUUUCUAUGUGAUGGACCUGACUGAUGAUGGACGCAUGAGGAACAUCUUUUGGAUUGAUUCAAGAUCGAGGGCUGCAUAUGGUUACUUUGGUGACGUGGUUGCAUUUGACUCAACAUGUCUGUCAAACAAUCAUGAAAUUCCACUGGUUGCAUUUGUUGGUGUCAAUCACCAUGGGCACUCUAUUUUAUUUGGAUGUGGUCUGCUUGCCGAUGAGUCAUUUGAAACAUACAUUUGGUUAUUUAGGGCAUGGCUUACAUGUAUGUCCGGUCGCCCUCCACAGACUAUCAUUACAAAUCAGUGUAAAACCAUGCAAAGUGCAAUAACUGAGGUUUUCCCAAGAGCCCAUCAUAGAAUUUGUCUUUCACAAGUCAUGCAGAGUAUCCUGGGGGACUUGGCACUGUCGCAAGGAUAUGAUGCACUUCAGAUGGCGUUGACUAAAGUGAUAUAUGAAUCUAAAACAGUUGAUGAAUUUGAGAGGGCUUGGGAGGAUUGGACUCAACACUUCGGAAUAAGCAAUCAUGAAAAGCUCCAAGCCCUACAUGAAGAACGGGAGCGUUGGGCCCCUGUUUAUUCCAAGGACACUUUUUUUGCUGGAAUUUCUGAUUACGUUAAUGACGAGGCCAUGAGUUCUUUUUUCUAUGGUCAUGUGCAUCAGCAAACUUCUUUGAAAGAAUUUUUUGACAUUUUGGAAUCAGUUUUACAAGAGAAGCAUAAAAAAGAAGCUCUUGCUGAUUUAGAGUCAAGAGAUUCAACACCAUUACUGAAAACAAGAUCUUACUAUGAGUUGCAGUUCUCUAAAUUGUACACAAAUGCAGUAUUCAGUAAGUUCCAAGAUGAAGUGGUGAUGAUGUCUUCUUGUCUCAGCAUCACAGAAUUUCAAACAAGCGGGUCUAUAGUGACGUACAUAGUUAAAGAAUGCAUAGAGGAAGAACCAGUGAGGGAUGUCAGCCAAUUUGAAGUCAUAUAUGAUAAAGCCAUAGCAGAAGUUCCCUGUGGCUGUAACUGCUUUAACUUUAAAGGCUAUCUAUGCCGGCAUGCCUUGUGUAUCCUUAGUUACAAUGGCGUGGAGGAAAUUCCAUGCCAGUAUAUUUUGUCAAGAUGGAGGAAGGAUUAUAAGAGAUUGUAUGUACCAAAUCUCAGCCCCAAUAAUGUUGAUAUCACCAACCCUGUUCAGUGUUAUGAUCAUCUGUACAGACGGGCUAUGCAACUUGUUGAAGAAGGAAUGGUAUCCCAAGAUCAUUAUAUGGUUGCUUGGCAGGCAUUUAAAGAGUCUUUGAACAAGGUUCGCCUUGCAGCAGCCGACAAGAUUGAAUAAAUAGAUCAAGAGUGCAUGUAGUUUGUGCCUGUAGAAUUUCUUUUAUUCAUUUUUUCUAGGCAGCCAUUACACCCGCGGUUGGUUCUUUGGGUGAUGUUCAUAGCUUUUGGCCGUGGCUGUUCAUAGAUAGUUGUAAAUUCAACCAACUCUACCCGAAAGGUAAGUUUUUCCUUCAAAUGUUGGAUUUGGUUGGGCUAACAUUC